Molecule: messenger RNA, 2056 nt
Organism: Pongo pygmaeus (Bornean orangutan)
Lineage: Eukaryota; Metazoa; Chordata; Mammalia; Primates; Hominidae
Product: protein FAM182B-like
Exons: 3
Coding region: 68-772 (234 amino acids)
Source: RefSeq, a predicted model, not a curated record
GUACCACUACCAGUUGUUGGGCAGGGUGACCUCCUGCUGCUGCCCAUCCUAGGGUGCAUCCUCCAACAUGGGUGCAUUGUGGUUCAGCCAGCACCUACACCACCUGAAGCCCAGGGCUCCUGUGGUGGGCCUGAGGUUCCUCCCUAUCAAAUGGAGAUGUGCUGGGGUUGCUGCCUUUGCUGAAGCCCAUGUCCAGAGUGCAGUGAAUAGAAGACACUUCUCUGCACCCCAAAAGCUCCAUGCUGAUUGCGAGAAGGAAAUGCUGGAUGGAGGGGUUCCUGGAACUACUGUGAGGGUUUCUUUUGAUUUCUCCUGCUUAGAAAUGGUGAGAGAACUUUGGAUGCGGAACGUGGAGGAGGAGGAACACGAAGUGGGGAUCUGCACUUGGGGUGGUCAACACUGCGGAUGCCCAGCAAAGGCACAGCCUGGUCCACCUCCCGGAGGGGUCUCUGCGCCCCAGUCGGCAUCGCAGCUGAUGGUGAAACUUUUGUUGUGGCAGAAGAGUGUCCACAAACUUCGGAAGGUAUCCGCUGCAUCCUCCAUGGCCGUGUAUGCCUGCCGAGGGCGAUCUUCUCAGGGAGCGGAAAGUCGCGUUCGUGGGCCAGGGCUGGCUGGCUGGAGCCACUUGGGCGGCGCAGCCCUGGCGGAGGUUCAGGCGGCCCCGGUGUCGCAAGCGGCUGUGAGUGAUGCCUCCUUGGGGCCGGAGGGGUCCCAGGAAGGCUGCAGACCAGGGCUGACCAGCGGGCAGCAUGGUGGCCGCGAUGGAAGGUGACGGAGUUCGCAGCGCCAGGGGGCCCAGCAGACCCAGAGCCCGGGCAUCCCGCAUCGCCAGCAGCACCGCGGGGAGGCCUGGCGCUGGUGACGCGGCGGCCACUGCACGAGGCCCACGACCCAGUCCCAGAGGCCAGCCCAUCAUCAGCUAACAUCAGGAACCCCGGGCCAGCUGAGGCCCGGGCCCCAGGGGCAAGACAAAGGGCAGAGGCUCCGCAGGCGGGGCCGAGAGCCGGCAGCGCAGGCCUGGCUCCACCGCCGCGGAGCUCGCAGGGCGCAGCAGGCACCCAGCAGCGACCAGGGAUUCCAGAGGAGGCUGUGCACCCCCGCAAAGCCUCCUGCCCGGCGUCCAGCCUCUCCGCGGGGACUCCACGUGCACCCCCUCCUCAUUGUCCUUGUCUAGGGCCGAGGCAAAGUCCUCGCUCCCAUGGCGUGACUCCGGGGGCCCAGGAGCCUAGGCUGAGCAGGUGGAGUAGGGUGAGCACCGCCAAGAACCCAACGAGAGUGGCGCCCCAGGGCGGCACAGGAGGCCGCAUUUAACCUGUCAAUCAUCUCAAAGAUUUUAUGACAUCUUCUUUUUUUGACGUCUUAUAAUAUCUAUAACGUUUAUUAUAUUUUGUGAUAUAAUUAUUAACACCACUUCAUUGUGAUUAUUAUGAUUAUUUUUAUACCAACACAUCUUCAAUUAUUAAUAUUCCCAGUUGCUAAAGAAAAAUGAAAACGACUAGUUUUGAAAGCCUUACUUCUGCCAAUGGAAGCACAUUCCAGCAUGUCGCCAACGCAAUUCACUUUCCACCACUUUCACAAGAAACGUUACUGCACAAUUAUACUAUCCUACCCUUAUAUACUUUGUGUGUGUGUGUACUUGUAUGUAUGUACAUAAUAUAUGUUAUAUAUACAUAUAUAAAGUAUGCCAGAGAUGAACAAGUAUUAGAAAAUUAAAUGCACCCAGGUCAUGUCAGUGCUAUGUAUAAUGUGGUGUACUAAGUAUAGAUGUUCAACAGUGUGGAAUCUAGGCUGGAACAAGACUUCUAGUCUUAAGCAAUUCUUUCUAGGUUCAGUCUCUGGAAAUAAUGCUCUGUAUCAAAUGUGCGAGAAAAUUAAUGGGUUUUAAAGACUAUUCUAUGUCAACUAUAACAUUUCAUUUGGGGAUUUCUGUCCCUUAUAAUAUCUACCUCAUUUUGGAUGGAUUCCUUGAGGCCUGGUUUAUUUUUCUUUUCCUUUCUACACAUCGCUGCUUAGAGUGAUGAAUGGAGUUGUAUUUUGAAUAAAAUAGCUAAGCAUC